CUGGACGGCUUUCUGAAAGAGCCCCACCUUACAAAAAACCAAAAAAAAAAAACAUCCUCUCCGAUCCCUGCUAUCGACUGGCUGGCUUCCUAAUUAAACAGUUACCGUCAAUUAUAAGAGCCUGAUCCUACUCAUACACAUUUGUGGUGGACCGUCUCUUCCCUCAGGAUGGAUCACCGUCUCUUGAGUCUCGACUCAGUUUCUGCCGCCGUUGGUGUCCCGAAAGACAUCCUAAAACUUCUGGGCCUCUUAUUACUUUCGACACCAUUGUCGAUCCCAUUGGCGAACCUAAGAUCAAGAUCAAUCCACAUCUAUUCGAUCCUCUGCUCGACCGUCUUUCUUUUGCUCGUCUUCAACUUGACGUCCGGUUGGAUCCAAUUGGUCACAAGCUCCCUCGCUACCUGGUUGACUUUAAAAAUCCAACUAAACCGUAAAAACUUGAAAUCUAAAACCCCUUGGUUGAUCUUCUUCGGUUUGCUAGGUCAUUUAACUAUCAAUCAUGCCCGUCGACUUUUUUGGAACGUCUCACCGGAUACAGUUGAGAUCACUGGUUCUCAAAUGGUUCUGGUCAUGAAACUAUCGACGUUUGCAUGGAAUGUUUACGAUGGUCAACAGCCGACUGAAAGCCUAGAUGGAUACCAACGAUCCACGGCCAUCAAGGAGCUUCCAGGCCUACUCGAAUUCUUCGGAUACUGCUUCUUCUUCCCAUCCUUGCUCGUCGGUCCGGCCAUCCCUUUCAGCGAUUACUCCAAAUUUACUUCUGCGCGUGAUCAUGGCCUCGUUUCGCCCCCUGGCCGCGGAGCUCAUGCGUUGCGCAAGAUCGCUACUGGCCUGCUUUUUGCUGCUCUCGUCGGCUUGUAUGGUGGUCAAUGGAGCUAUGAAAGAAUUUUGGAAGACGAAUUUCUGGCUAAAAGUUGGCUACAAAGGCUUUGGCAUUUGCAGGUUGCGGGAUUCAUGUCGAGAGCAAGGUAUUACCUAGUCUGGAGUCUAGCUGAAGCCUCAUUAGCGAUGUCAGGAUGUGGAUACGAUCGAAUUAAAGGCGACUGGUCCGGUGGACGCAACAUCGAAAUCAAGGAGAUUGAGCUAGCGCAAAACUACAAGGCAGUGUUUGACAAUUGGAACAUGAAAACGAAUAUCUGGUUGAGAGAAUGUGUGUAUAAACGGGUUGCUGUUAUGGAGGGAAACAAACCUGGGUUUCUAUCAACUAUGGCUACAUUUGGCGCAUCAGCUGCUUGGCAUGGCCCAUUACCGGCCUACUUCGUCGCCUUUAUUUCAGGCGGCUUCCUACAAGCCUUGGGCAGGUCGAUCCGAGGGGCCAUCAGGCCAUUUUUCCUGGCUUCUUCGCGGAUCAGCAAGAUGGUCUAUGAUGGCUUAUGCAUCGUUGGUACACAGACCACGCUGAACUACCUCGUCGUGCCCUUCGUUUUGCUCGACAUUGGGAGCACGAGGGUGGUCUACAACCGACUGGCCUGGUACGGUCACAUCAUCGCCGGCAUCCCGAUGCUCAUCUUAUGGGCCGGCGGAUUGGAGCGCAAACUACGGAAGCGUCACGCUAGCCACAUCAAGGAGCAGGACAAGAAAGCGCAGGUAGUAGCCAAGCAAAGCAAACCCACCACCAUGGAGCCCGUCGUCGUCGCCUCUGGAAAUAGCAAGACGGUCAUCACUGCUACUACCAAUCCCGUCGAUGGCCAAAAGACGAUAUCUAUGACCACCGUGAUCGGCACCAAACUCAAAUCAACUUGAGACGACAGAUCACGCGUUGUUGACCAGCAGACAGACUGAUAAACAACCUCAAUCAUUUAUGCCGAGGAAUGAAGUUUGAUGAACCCGCCGUUUUUCUACAAACAAUCAACUUCCUCAACUCAUCAGUACCUUUCUUUUUGUUGUUUUGUAUUCCUAGCAACAAAAAAACCCUGAUUAUUUUUCGUCUCCUCUUAUCAGUUUGCAUUUUAUCAUAGACCACUGCUCUCCUGUCAAUCAUUCCCUUUCAUUUUGAUCAAUAUUUUGGGUCUUAUGCUAUGGUCUCACCUUUUUUUUUUUUGGUUCUUUUAUCAAUUUUGAUCUUUUGAUUGUCUUGUGCUUUUUUUUGGGAGGGGAGGACAAGAUUGGAAUAGUAUUCUGAAGACGAAGGCUGGGGUAUAUAUAGACUAGUUCAGUGUGAUGUGUAGGAUGAGCAUGUCAUAUGAUGAACUGAUAGAGAUGUUGGGUUGAUUCAUUUUCCUUUGUUUGGCUUUAGUAAUCACUUGGUUGGCAAAAACAAAAUCAAGAAAUUGAGGUAUUUGUAACC
Molecule: messenger RNA, 2287 nt
Organism: Puccinia graminis f. sp. tritici CRL 75-36-700-3
Lineage: Eukaryota; Fungi; Basidiomycota; Pucciniomycetes; Pucciniales; Pucciniaceae
Exons: 9
Coding region: 169-1743 (524 amino acids)
Biological process (GO): lipid modification; glycerophospholipid biosynthetic process
Cellular component (GO): membrane; endoplasmic reticulum
Molecular function (GO): 1-acylglycerophosphocholine O-acyltransferase activity; 1-acylglycerol-3-phosphate O-acyltransferase activity
Source: RefSeq, a predicted model, not a curated record